This is a messenger RNA of Acanthoscelides obtectus, 1815 nucleotides long. NCBI's taxonomy places the organism in Eukaryota, Metazoa, Arthropoda, Insecta, Coleoptera, Chrysomelidae. The record is from the annotation of a GenBank genome assembly.
AUGCCUACAUUUUAUAAAAGGCAAAGAGGAUCCAGUCGGGCUGACUGGACAGAGGAGCAACUUAAAGAUGCCAUAAACGCAGUACAAAAUGGAAUGAGCCUGAAUCAAGCCUCAAAGGAGUUUGGUGUUCCAUGGUCAACGCUGAAAAGAAGAAUAGCAAAUGGGUGUUUCACGAAAAAAGCUUUAGGUGGACCGCCUGUCUUAACACAAGAAUGUGAGAAGAAGAUGGUGAAACGUAUUAUAAAAUUACAAAAAUUUGGAUUUGCACCGACAAGAACAGAAGUACGUAUCAUGGCAUAUAAACUGGCUGAGAAAUGUAACCAGCACCACAAAUUUAACCGAGAAAAGGAAAUUGCCGGUAUGGAUUGGCUGCAUUUAUUCUUAAAAAGAAAUCCAGAACUCUCGGUCCGCAAAUCAGAGGCAGUUUCACUGGCACGAUCAAGGGGAUUAAACAAGAAAAACGUUUCAGACUAUUUUUCAUUGCUGCGAAAUAUCUUGAUAGAGCACAAUCUACUUGAUAAGCCGGGAAAUAUAUUUAACGUAGAUGAGUCCGGACUUCAACUAAAUAACAGACCAGGGCAUGUGGUGGCAGCAAAGGGAUCUAAGAGCGUCGCAGCAAUAACAUCAGGUGAAAAGGGAGAAACCAUCACCGUUAUUGCUUGUUGUAAUGGAGAGGGCACGUUUCUACCACCAGCAUGUGUUUUAAAGGGGAAGAAUGAAAAAGCUGAAUAUAGAGACGGUAUGCCGCCUGGUUCCAUUAUUUUCAUGUCACAAAAGUCGGCGUACGUGACAACUGAUAUUUUCCUUCUGUGGCUAAGGAACCAUUUUGCACCGAGGAAGCCUGAGGGAACGGUCGUGCUUAUUUUGGAUGGGCACAGCUCUCAUUGUAGCAGUGUGGACACAUUAGAGUUUGCAGAGGAAAAUAACAUAAUUCUGCUCUGUCUACCCAGCCACACGACGCAUUAUCUGCAGCCACUAGACAGAGCAUUUUUUAAAGCUCUAAAAUCCUAUUAUUACAAUGCUUGCAACUCCUACAUUAAAAUGAACCCAAAUAGAAAAAUUUCAAGACUAGUGUUCGGAGGACUGCUUAGUAAGGCAUGGGUACAAGCGUCUACGACAGAUAACGCAAUAUCAGGGUUCAGAAGCACAGGAAUCAUCCCAUUUAAUGCUGAUGCCAUUCCCGAAUAUGCCUUUUUAACAUCAGCUUCAGGUCAACAGGAAAACAACGAGCGACGUGAAAAAAUAUCUACUUCACCUCAGCCAGGUUGUUCGCACUGGCAGGAAAUCCCAAAUCCCUCGGCAGAAGCAACUGCAGAAGUAGAUAACAAUCAGGGAAUUGAACACAUGCAAGCUUCACCACAACUGGGCUGUUUGCAACGGGGAAAAAAUCUACAGAAAAACAUUCAUUUCUCAUCGGAGGCAACAGACUUCAAUACAAACAUUGUUAACCUACGAAACAGAAAAUGCCAAAACAAAACAUCAAUUGAGUCAGUGAAGAGUGGAGAAAAUGCUAAAAAGAAGGCCAAAGGAAAAACCAUAACCAAAGAAACUACCAAAAACAAGCAACGUAAGAAACGUAAAGCGUCUACCACUGACACCGAAUCUGACUCAUCGCUGGAUAUGGACUUGGAAGAUGAUGAUGAUGACGACGUGGACGAUGAAGAAUGCUGUUGUGUAGGAUGCAGCGAACUGUGUAGAUGCACUAAAAAGGACGUUGAUUGGGUCAAAUGUAUUAGCUGCCAACUUUGGCUUCACGAAGACUGUUCAAGAUAUGAAUCCAUGUGUCAUAUCUGUGGUAAAAAGCAGGAGAAGUAA